Messenger RNA from Chroicocephalus ridibundus (black-headed gull), 4843 nucleotides. It is a transcript of the gene FBXO10, whose product is annotated as F-box protein 10. The transcript is spliced from 11 exons. Gene Ontology annotation, biological process: regulation of apoptotic process; ubiquitin-dependent protein catabolic process. Gene Ontology annotation, molecular function: protein binding. Lineage: Eukaryota; Metazoa; Chordata; Aves; Charadriiformes; Laridae. Bases 160 to 3399 code for a protein of 1079 amino acids. The record is from RefSeq and is a predicted model, not a curated record.
CCGCCGGCGACCCGGCCCCGCGGCCUCCACCGUGCGGGCGCCGGGAUGUGACGCAGCCGCGCCGCCGUGACGCACGAGGUGACGCUCGCGGAGGGAGUGCGGGGAGGACGAAGAAGCCGGGUGCGCCUCCCCUUCACGUGACCGGGGAGCUGGGCCGUGAUGGCACCGCCCCCUCCCCGCCUCGGCCAAUCGAGCGGCGGCGAGGCCGGGGGCGGGACGAGGCUACCGCCCCGCAGCCCCGCCCCCAGCCCCGCCCCCCGGCGCGCGGCGCGGGUCCCGCCGGGGCGGGGCGGAGGUGAGGCCGGCACUGCGGCGGCGGCGGGGGACCGGAAGGCGGGGUCGCCUCCGCCGCUUUCUGUGUCCCCCUCCUUCCCUUGCGGACCCUCCGGCAGAGAACCCGGGAAAAGCCGCCGGGCGCGGCGGGGCGGAGGGAGGGCGUCCGCCGGCGGCGGGGGGCUCGGCGAAACUUCUGCCCUGGUUGGUUCCUCGUUCUCCGGCUUCCUGGGCCAGGUGCUGAUGGAGGUCGGCAUUCUGCCGGUGGAGCUGUGGCAGCUCAUCUUCUCCUACCUGCACCUCCCUGACCUGGGCCGCUGCAGCCUGGUCUGCCGGGCCUGGAGCGAGCUCGUCCUCAGCCUGGACAGAACACGCUGGCGGCAGCUCUGCCUGGGCUGCCUCCAGCACAGACACCCCAACUGGCCCAAUCGUCCCGGUGUGGAGCCGCCGUCCUGGAGAGAGGCCUUCAAACAGCACUACCUGGCCUCCAAAACCUGGAGCAAAACCACGCAGGACCUGGACUCCUCCAACUGCCUCUCCCUCUUCCGCCGGCGGAAGGGCUGGCGCCGGCUCUGUGUGGGCGUUGGGGGCGAGUUCGGCAGCCUCCGGGCCGCCCUGGCCGCUGCGAGCCCCUACGACCGCCUGGUGCUGCUGCCCGGCGUGCACGAGGAGCAGAGCGAGGUGCUGCUGAAGGUGCCUGUGGAGGUGGUGGGGCAGGGCAAGCUGGGGGAUGUGGCACUGCUGGCCAGUAUCGACCAGCACUGCCCCACUGCCCGCCUCACCAACGUGGUCUUCAUGCCGGCCCGCUUCACCUCCCUGCUCUACAAGACAACCUCAGGCUACGUCCAGUUUGACAAUUGCAACUUUGAAAGUGGGCAGCUGCAGAUUCACGCACCAGGGACAUGCCAGGUGAAGUUCUGCACCUUCAGCCAGUCCAGCAUCCACCUCCGCAGCGUGGCCCUCUGCAUCCUGGAGCAUUGUGAGUUCACCGGCAGUGAGAACGCCUCUGUAACUGUGGAGGGCUGCCCGAGCUCUGACCGUAACUGGGCCUGCAAGCACCUGGCUGUGCUGGCCAAGUCCUGCACAGUGUCCCUGCGGGAACCUGACCCAGCCGCCUGCCCCGUGGCCAAGUGGGAUGGCUGGAGGGAAUCGCUGCUGAGGCCAGUGAGAACAUGCAAAAUUGUGGUAGGGGAAGAACAAAGCAGUUUCCUCGCUGCUGCGGGUGCUCAAGCCCCGGUUGGCUUAGCCCAGGAGGACAGUGAGUUUGGAGAGAACCUGCGAGCAGCAAAGGAGGAGGAGGAGUACCCGUCCCUCGACUCAAACUCCAGUGACAGUGACUUACGCAGCGACGAUGAAGAGGAUGCUCAGGUUGCAUACAAAGUGGCCUGUCAAGCCCACAGCCCGAAUCACACACUUGCUGAUGUUAUGGACAGCAAGCUUCAAAGCAACAGACUGCACGCCCUUCAGAGGGACAUUAAGCUCAAGUCUCUGCAGCAGGAGUUGCAGCAGGACAAGGAGGCCCAAUCUUUGGCAAACUCGCUGCAAGGCUGCAUCAUCCGGCAGUGCCUUUUCAGGGAUGGGAAGGGAGGAAUAUUCAUUUAUUCACGAGGGCAAGCAAAAGUGGAAGGAAGCAUCUUCAGGGAUCUGACCUACGCAGUACGCUGCAUACAGAACAGUAAGGUUAUCAUGCUGAGGAAUGACAUCCACCACUGCAAAGCAUCGGGGAUAUUCCUGCGCCUGUUGGCAGGAGGCCUGAUUGCAGACAACAACAUCCAUUCGAACUGUGAGGCUGGAGUGGACAUUCGUAAAGGAGCCAACCCCCUUGUUCUGUGCAAUAAGAUACACAGUGGCCUUCGCUCAGGCAUUGUCGUCGCUGGCAACGGAAAAGGCAUCAUCCGUAGCAAUCAGAUCUGUGGGAAUAAAGAAGCUGGCAUUUAUAUUCUGUAUAAUGGAAAUCCUGCUGUGAGUGGGAACCAUAUUUUCCAGGGAAUGGCUGCUGGAAUAGCAGUGAAUGAGAAUGGCAGAGGCCAAAUCACAGGGAACAUCAUCUGCGAGAACCAGUGGGGUGGGGCAGACAUUCGCCAUGGGGGCGACCCCGUCCUCAGGAACAACCUCAUCUCCUGCGGCUACUCAGAUGGCGUGGUGGUGGGCGAGCGCGGGAAGGGCCUCAUCGAAGGAAACGUCAUUUAUGGCAACAAGGGCUGCGGUGUGUGGAUGAUGUCCUCCAGCCUCCCACACCUUAUCAACAACCAGAUCAGCCACAACAGCAUCUACGGGGUGGCGGUAUUCUGCCACAAGGACAAUGCUGGUGACUACCCCCCUGGUCAGGGGGGCAGCGAGAGCUUCCAGGAGGAGAGGGAGGGUGCUGGUGGGGAGAACGAUGCUGACAGCGAGGAGGAGUACCCGGCUGCCCGGCGUCCCAUCAGCGUGGCGCUGGUGGAAUUGAACAGCAUCAACCACAACGGAGCUGCUGGGCUGCAUGUCAAGAGCAGUGAAGUGCUCAACAUCAUUGCCAACGUAAUUCAUGCCAACGGCGAUGGCGGGGUGGCCGUGCUGCAGAGCAGCCAGCUGACGCGCAUCGCAAACAACAGCAUCUCCUGCAACAGCCGGGGAGGCGUGCUGGUGGAGGCCGACUGCCAGGUGGAGCUGCGUGGCAAUGGCAUCUAUGAGAACAGCAGCCAUGGCAUCGUCUCCAAGGGAGAGGGCGUCAUCGCAGAGAAUGACAUCAUCGGCAACCACAGAUGUGGCCUUCAGCUACUCCAGGCAGCAGACAUGAAGGUGACCAAGAACAGGAUCCAGUCCUUUCGGGACUAUGGGAUUGCUCUCUUUGAUGAAGCCAAAGGCCUGGUGCAGGAAAACCUCAUUUUCCAAGGGAGAUCCAAGAAAUCCAUUUUGCGACCAAUAUUGAAUGCAGAGGAUUGCAUCAUUCAAAACAACAUGCUUCUCACCUUCAAGAAAAGGUUUGAUAUGGAGUGCAUGCUGAUCAACCCCCCUGCACGGCCUCACCUUGAAGGAGGUGUCCCAGUGUCCUGCACAGCAGCUGCUGGUCAGAGGGUUUCCAGCAUAACCACCAGGGUGGACGGGGGCUGCCACAACCAUGGGAGCAUCUUCUGCACCAUUCUUUGAGCAGGGAGAAAGGUUCCUUCACCAGUCUCUCUGCCUGUCUUUUCUCCAGAGCUGCCACUGGGAAGCUCUCACAGCUCAGGGACGUGGACCCCCAUUGGACUGUACUCCCUUUUCAUGAAGAACUUUGCAACUUCAGUGGCACCUCACUAAAUAAAAAAUAGCUGGGAAAACAGCUGUUAAUGUCUUCCUCUUUGCCCCCUGAGAUCACUGCUGGAGUAAUUUACAAGCGAGCAGUUCCUUAGAUGAAAUGCUCUCCAGGUGGGACCAGAGGAAUGCCUGGCUGGCCUUCAGCAGCUCCAGACAAACCGCUCUUCCCGUGCGGGGCUGUGGCAUUAUUUGUUUGGGAAUCCCUUGCUUUGAAGCUGCUUUGUCAGUGACCUUCUGCAUCUGUUCUGGAGUACUCAGAGACUGACAUAUCCUGUGUGGUCUCGAUGUUUCUGUUUGUGUUGAUUCUGAUCCAGAAGGGGCACACAGAUCAAGGCAGACAGACACACGUGUAGACAGACAUACCUACAGUGUGAGUCCCUCCAGCAGCCGGGCUCAGAUGCUGCGUGCCCAGCACCUGCCCCUGGCUCCCAGUCUCCCCACCUCCUGGCAUCAGCACAUAUGAGCCCCCAGAGGCAGCAUCCAGGCAGACAGACACGGACAGACGAACAGACAGACAGUGCCUGGGCUCCCAAACCACUUCAUCUCCCCUCACAGAUGCAGAUCCCCACACACCACCGAUGCUGGCAUCCACACCAGCCAGACCGACCCACCUCGCCUUAGAAUGGGCGCCUGGUGAGUGGCCAGGACAGACUGCGCUUGUCAGGCACCAGCAUGGCCAGACCAGCAUCUGUCCUUGGCCACCAGCUGCCUGUGUACGUCCAGUGGGCCACUUUUUAUCCCCUUAUCCCUCUGUUUCCCCACAUUUGGUUCCUCCCCUGGGCAUCCUGUAAUAAGCCUUGUGUAGUCCCGGAAUGCUCUUCCCCUGCACCCACAGCGUCUCCCGUAGCCCUGGCUGUCAGCCCUGGGUCUGUGAGGUGCUUGGGGGAGGGCAGGUGUCCCCCAGCCCACGGGGCUGAGCUCCCCUGGGACUGGGAGGGUCUGGGCGAGGGCUCUGAGGGUGGCACUGGGGAUCCCCGGCAGGCCCCUGAGGCUCAGGGCUCUUACUGCGGGGAGCUGGAGGCUUUCAUGCCGUAACCUCUCAUGACCAGCAGUGUUUUCUGCCUUGUCAUCCCCCUGCCUGAAGCUGGCAGUUGGUUCCCAGCAGGAUUGUCUCUGUCUCAUUCACAUAACACGCUGCCCGCACAGGUUUCUCCUCUGGUACCAGCUGGCAUAACUGUGUUGCACGGUCUGAUGUUGUCUCCUGCUUCUUUGCAGACCGAUGCUGUAAGAAGACCCAAUCCAACUUUUUUUUUUUAAAAGGAGAAGUACUAUUUUCUGUAAUUUCAGGAAAACUGUC